AACAUUCUCGACGAAGACAUCUCUUUUUUCAAAAUCUAACCCAACCAAAAUAAUCAGAGUAGCCGCAGUUCUUCCCUCUCUCCUCUCUCUGCGGCAAACCUCUGUUCAUCACUCUCAACUACUGAUCUUCGCGUUCUUCCUGAAAACCCCCAUUUCAAUCCUACACUUUUCUCGUAAUCCCAAUCAUUAACAAUGCCGGCCCCUGAUAUAUUGGGUGACCGCCAAUCUGGCCAAGAUGUUCGCACUCAAAACGUGGUUGCAUGUCAAGCAAUCGCCAAUAUCGUUAAAUCCUCACUUGGCCCUGUUGGUCUCGACAAGAUGUUGGUUGAUGAUAUUGGAGAUGUUACAAUAACAAAUGAUGGUGCUACCAUCCUCAAGAUGUUGGAAGUUGAGCAUCCUGCUGCUAAGGUACUUGUGGAGUUAGCUGAACUCCAAGACAAAGAAGUUGGAGAUGGAACAACUUCCGUGGUUAUUUUCGCUGCAGAGUUGCUUAAGAGGGCGAAUGAUUUGGUGAGGAAUAAGAUUCAUCCAACAUCUAUAAUAAGUGGAUUUAGGCUUGCAAUGAGGGAAGCAUGCAAAUAUGUUGAUGAGAAACUUGCAGUGAAGGUUGAAAAGCUCGGCAAAGAUUCACUGGUAAAUUGUGCAAAGACAAGCAUGUCAUCAAAGCUAAUAGCAGCAGAUAGUGACUUCUUUGCAGGCCUGGUAGUAGAUGCAGUACAGUCAGUAAAAAUGACGAAUGCACGUGGUGAAGUAAAGUAUCCUAUCAAGAGCAUCAACCUUUUGAAAGCUCAUGGAAAAAGUGCAAAGGAAAGUUAUUUGUUGAGAGGAUAUGCUCUUAACACAGGUCGUGCUGCUCAAGGAAUGCCCACCCGUGUGUCUCCAGCAAAAAUUGCCUGUCUUGAUUUUAAUCUCCAGAAAACAAAAAUGCAAUUAGGUGUUCAGGUGUUAGUCAAUGACCCAAGAGAACUUGAGAAAAUCCGACAAAGGGAAGCAGAUGUGACCAAAGAGCGAAUUGAAAAACUAUUAAAAGCUGGUGCUAAUGUUAUUCUAACCACCAAAGGCAUUGAUGAUAUGGCACUUAAGUAUUUUGUAGAGGCUGGUGCAAUUGCUGUUAGACGUGUACGGAAGGAUGAUAUGCGCCAUGUAGCCAAGGCCACCGGAGCAACACUGGUUUCCACUUUUGCUGAUAUGGAAGGUGAGGAAACUUUUGAACCAUCAUUUCUUGGACAAGCAGAAGAAGUAGUGGAGGAACAUGUUGCAGAUGAUGAUGUCAUCAUGAUUAAGGGACCCAAAACAACUAGUGCGGUUUCUUUGGUUCUCAGGGGCGCAAAUGAUUAUAUGCUUGAUGAGAUGGAAAGAGCCUUGCAUGAUGCUUUAUGUAUUGUUAAGAGAACCCUUGAGUCAAAUGCGGUAGUAGCUGGUGGAGGGGCUGUUGAGGCUGCGUUAUCUGUGUACUUGGAGUACCUAGCUACCACAUUAGGAUCAAGGGAGCAGUUGGCAAUUGCUGAAUUUGCUGAAGCCUUGCUAAUUAUUCCUAAGGUUCUUGCUGUGAACGCUGCUAAGGAUUCAACUGAGCUGGUUGCUAAGCUGCGGGCUUACCAUCAUGCUGCACAGACCAAAGCUGACAAACAACAUUUGUCCAGCAUGGGAUUGGACCUAUACCAGGGCACCGUACGUAACAACCUUGAAGCUGGAGUCAUUGAGCCAGCAAUGAGCAAAGUCAAGAUUAUCCAGUUUGCAACGGAAGCAGCUAUUACUAUUCUUAGAAUAGAUGACAUGAUCAGGCUUGCCAAGGAUGAGAACCAGAACGAUGAAUAAGUAGGAAAUGUUAGAUGGGAAGAGUAGAAUCAACACCGUGGGCGACUACAGUUUUGGGCGUUGCUUGUACUGAAUAUCUAGAUUUGGCAUCAUGGACUGUGAUAAUGAUGGUUGGCAGGCGUGUUUACGUUUACCUGCCUCGAAUUUUGUGCGUGUUGAGAUAGAAAGUUGAUCUUGGAUUUGUGUUGCUUUGUUGGCUCUAUGAAAAUUUAGUUCAUGAUUUGGCAGAAUGUAGCUGUGGUAAUGCCUGGAUCUAAAUUAUUAGAAUUCAGAACAUAUUGUAUCUUAUAUCAGAAAGAUGCAAAGGCUUGUAACAGUAAUAUUUUUGCAUUAAUUUGUUGUUUGAUGUUUUUUUAAAUCACUAAUUGAUGUCAACUUUGUUAUCUUCAA
Molecule: messenger RNA, 2208 nt
Organism: Chenopodium quinoa (quinoa)
Lineage: Eukaryota; Viridiplantae; Streptophyta; Magnoliopsida; Caryophyllales; Amaranthaceae
Product: T-complex protein 1 subunit alpha
Exons: 17
Coding region: 193-1818 (541 amino acids)
Biological process (GO): protein folding
Cellular component (GO): chaperonin-containing T-complex
Molecular function (GO): ATP binding; ATP hydrolysis activity; ATP-dependent protein folding chaperone
Source: RefSeq, a predicted model, not a curated record